Durio zibethinus is the source of this 641-nucleotide messenger RNA. RefSeq names its product FK506-binding protein 12 (gene FKBP12). The record is from RefSeq and is a predicted model, not a curated record. Gene Ontology annotation, molecular function: peptidyl-prolyl cis-trans isomerase activity. Lineage: Eukaryota; Viridiplantae; Streptophyta; Magnoliopsida; Malvales; Malvaceae. Gene Ontology annotation, cellular component: cytoplasm.
AUCUCGACUAUAUUUAUUGACAUUUUUUACAGCAAAAGCAUAAGUAGAUAAAGCCACCGACAACAGAAACGAAACCCUAACGUUGAUCAUCAAAGCUGAAAAUGGGAGUGGAGAAGCAAGUCAUCAGGCCUGGAACAGGUCCCAAACCCACCCCUGGUCAGACCGUCACGGUUCACUGCACCGGCUACGGUAAAAAUGGGGAUCUGUCUGAGAAGUUCUGGAGCACUAAGGAUAAAGGACAGGAGCCUUUCUCUUUCCAAAUUGGCAAGGGUUCUGUUAUAAAAGGAUGGGAUGAAGGUGUGAUGGGAAUGCAAGUGGGAGAAGUUGCUCGUCUUCGGUGCUCUCCAGACUAUGCUUAUGGUGCUAAUGGAUUUCCAGCAUGGGGAAUACAGCCUCACUCAGUUCUUGAUUUUGAGAUUGAAGUCCUAAGCUUGCAGUGAGUGCUUGGCAGCUGGUGACUGUCAGAGAAUAUGUACCCUGAAUAACGUACCUUCCAUGAACAUAUAUAUGGAUAUAGCAUGCAUGAAUAUUAAUAUCUGUAAGAGCAUCAAAUUUAUGUAUGAAAGAGUUAUUCAGUGGCGACUUUUUAUUUACUUUCUAUAAUAAUAUAAGGUUAAACUCCACUGCGGUUUCUGCCUGUA